This is a messenger RNA of Pteropus alecto (black flying fox), 925 nucleotides long. It is a transcript of the gene CDNF, whose product is annotated as cerebral dopamine neurotrophic factor. The transcript is spliced from 4 exons. Gene Ontology annotation, cellular component: endoplasmic reticulum. The record is from RefSeq and is a predicted model, not a curated record. Gene Ontology annotation, biological process: dopaminergic neuron differentiation; neuron projection development. Lineage: Eukaryota; Metazoa; Chordata; Mammalia; Chiroptera; Pteropodidae. Bases 47 to 610 code for a protein of 187 amino acids.
GGCGGUGGACGCCGGUGGCGGAGGAGUUUGGUGCUGCUGGCUCAGUAUGCGGUGCACGAGCCCAGCCGCUAUGGUGGUCAUUUGCGCCGGGCUUUGGGUGUCCAACCCGGUGCGGGCGCAGGGCCAGGAGGCCGGGGGGCAGCCGGGGGCGGACUGUGAAGUGUGUGAAGAAUUCUUGAACAGAUUCUACAUCUCCUUGAUAGCCAGAGGGGUUGACUUUUCUCCGGACACCAUAGAAAAAGAAUUGAUCAGCUUUUGCUUGGGUGUCAAAGGAAAAGAAAACCGCCUGUGCUAUUAUCUAGGAGCAACAACAGAUGCAGCCACAAAAAUCCUAAGUGAGGUCACUCGCCCAAUGAGUGUGCACAUGCCUGCAAUGAAGAUUUGCGAGAAGCUCAAGAAGAUGGACAGCCAAAUCUGUGAGCUGAAAUAUGAAAAGAAACUGGACUUGGCAUCCGUGGACCUGUGGAAGAUGAGGGUGGCCGAGCUGAAACAGAUCCUGGACGGCUGGGGAGAAGAAUGCAGGGCCUGCGCGGAGAAAGCCGACCUCGUGAAUCUGAUCAAAGAACUGGCGCCCAAGUAUGCAGCGACACGCCCCAGAACAGAACUCUGACCCCUGGACACCGCGCACGUGGGCUGAGAUUAGAGACAACGUGACUUUCUGGGAUACAGGCACGUCAGUGAAGAGGAACUGGGAGUUGCACUGCAAACUUUUUGUUUUGAUGUUACACCUUGGAACUGGUGGCUUGGAUUUAUAAGCAAAACCGAUCGUAUUAGUAGUAGCUUACAGUUGAGUGCACCAAAACCUAAAAGCACCUUUCUCAUAAUUUUCGUGUAAGGACUAUGUAAAUUAAUAAAUUUAGGCUACCACCUAAAAUUGGGGUGAGUGAACUCCUGAAAAAUUGGACUAAAUUGAUUCUGAGAAGGA